Messenger RNA from Hippocampus zosterae (dwarf seahorse), 3761 nucleotides. It is a transcript of the gene lhx1a, whose product is annotated as LIM homeobox 1a. The transcript has 5 exons. The record is from RefSeq and is a predicted model, not a curated record. Gene Ontology annotation, molecular function: DNA-binding transcription factor activity, RNA polymerase II-specific; RNA polymerase II transcription regulatory region sequence-specific DNA binding. Bases 609 to 1832 code for a protein of 407 amino acids. Gene Ontology annotation, cellular component: nucleus. Gene Ontology annotation, biological process: regulation of transcription by RNA polymerase II; neuron differentiation. NCBI's taxonomy places the organism in Eukaryota, Metazoa, Chordata, Actinopteri, Syngnathiformes, Syngnathidae.
AUCGCAUCACCACGUAGCCGCACGGAGACGGCGCGGGCAUGCAUCCCGCUUUUACACACAUUGACUGGAGUCACCAGUGCAUCUUGGCCAGCCGAGCACAAAGGAUCGUUGACUGUGGGUGGAUACGAUUACCAUUGCUGGCGUUACAUUGAAUUCAUUACAGUAUUUUCAAGCGCGAGUUUGGUUGGGUGACAUAUCUGCAUUUUGAGGCAUUUUCAUCCACAAGACGGUUUGUUUCUGGCAGGGAAGCAAACCAGGUCGAAGUCAACCCGGCUAUUUUUUUUGAACCGGGUGCUCAAAUCUUCAUUAUUAUUAUUUUUAAUACACCACCAGGGUUGUUCCGGAUCCAAAGAGGGAGUGUUUCUUUCUUCACCAAUGAGAUACAGCGAAGACGCCAUCCGUCAUUUUCUGUGUUUCGGACGGUAAACCUUCACUACGCAUGCAGGAAGAAAUCUGGGCUGACACCGGAUCGACCAGCGUCAGUACGCACAUUGACCGCGGAGAGCCCCAGGCGAAUGACAGAGCUACGAAGGCGGCCAUUGCUUGGCCCGUGUUGCUGAAUUGUAGUGCGUGAGCGCCGUUAUUGGAGUUGUAACCGAGCCAAAGCCAUGGUGCACUGCGCCGGGUGCGAAAGGCCUAUCCUGGACCGCUUUCUUCUCAAUGUGCUGGACCGAGCCUGGCACGUCAAGUGUGUCCAAUGCUGCGAGUGCAAAUGCAACUUGACAGACAAAUGUUUUUCUCGAGAGGGGAGAUUAUACUGCAAAAAUGACUUCUUUAGGCGGUUCGGCACCAAGUGUGGUGGAUGUUCACAGGGCAUAUCUCCAAACGACUUGGUCCGGAGGGCUCGAAGCAAAGUGUUUCAUCUCAACUGCUUCACGUGCAUGAUGUGCAAUAAGCAGCUCUCGACCGGCGAAGAGCUCUACAUCAUAGACGAAAACAAAUUCGUUUGCAAAAACGAUUACCUAAGCAACAGCAGUGUAAAAGACACAAACCUCCUUUCAGUCGCGGCAUGUAGCGACCCGAGUUUAUCUCCGGAUUCCCAAGACCACCUCCAGGACGACGUGGUUCUUAAGGAAACGGAGAUUGCCGCCCUCUCGGAUAAGGAAACUGUAAAUAACGAGAACGACGACCAGAGUUUGGGCGGCAAGCGGCGAGGCCCGCGGACGACAAUUAAGGCCAAACAGCUGGAGACGCUAAAGGCGGCCUUUGCUGCAACGCCCAAACCCACCCGACACAUCAGGGAGCAACUGGCACAAGAGACUGGCCUCAACAUGAGAGUUAUCCAGGUCUGGUUCCAGAACCGCCGUUCCAAAGAAAGGCGCAUGAAGCAGUUGAGCGCACUAGGAGCACGCAGGCAUGCUUUUUUUAGGAGUCCAAGGCGGAUGAGGACGCUGGUUGACCGCCUGGAACCCGGGGAGCUCAUCCCGAACGGACCUUUCUCUUAUUACGGAGAUUAUCAAAAUGAAUAUUAUGGUCCAGGAGGGAACUAUGACUUCUUUCCUCAGGGACCACCCUCAUCACAGGCCCAGACCCCAGUAGAUCUCCCCUUUGUGCCCUCUUCAGGCCCCACAGGCACACCGCUUGGCGGUAUGGACCACCCCCUGCCUGGGCACCAUCCAUCCACUGAAGUGCAGCGCUUCUCUGAUAUUACGUCCCACCACCCUGGGGAUUCUCCAAGCCCAGAGCCUGGCAUCCCAGGAACUCUGCACAAUAUCUCCACUGAGGUGUUUGGCCCGAGCCCACCGUUUACCUCACUGUCUCUGAAUGGCAGCGGAUACAGCAACCAUUUGUCACAUCCACCCACGGAAAUGAAUGAAGCCACUGUGUGGUAGUUUAUUUGGAGACUGGACUCUUGAGGCCGGCAGAUUACUAACUGCGGUGAAUUGGGCUGUGUACUGAAUUGAGGCAUGGAUAGCAACAGGGUUAGGGCAAUUCCACAAAACAUUUUUGUAUGAUUUCUUAUUUAUUAUUUAUUCAUAUGAGACUAACCCAAAACUGCACAUUUUGGAACUGACCUUGAUGUGCAUUUGAAGCCCGUACUAUCCUGCUGCUUUGUCAGGAGCUUGGCAUGACACAACAUUUACCACUGUCAUGAAGUAAUUAAAUUUCAGAUCUGUUAUAUUUCCAGAAAAGUAUCAUUCGCUCCUGUCAAAGACAUCAAUAGCUUUACAGACAGAUAGUAAUCUGUUCAAAGGAUGCGCACGAACUGAAGCAGUGCUCAAUGUUUCAGGCAUUAGACAUACUCCAUGUAUUUACUCAGAAGUUGCGCAAACCGUUUUUUGCCUCUGCCAUAUUGAUCCUUCACGUUUCUUCAGGCAAGACAAAAUAAUACACUCAUCCAUGUCAAGUUUUGGAAGGUUUUCUUUUGUUUUCAGAAUUUCCAUCAAACCUGGGGAAAGCUGCCUUAAAAAGGCGAACAUAACAAAAUGUCCUCUGUGGAUUUCAAACACUUUAUUUAAAAUGGAACUGCUCAACUUUUGAAGUCUGCUUACUAAAAAAAACCCUCGACUUGGGGUUCAAAUGGGAUUUAAAACAGUCAACUGUUUACAUAAUUUAUUUCAAGUUCAGGAGUCCAGAAAACAAUGUUUUAGAAUCCUUUCCAUGUAAAAUGUACCAAGCAACCAACCAAACUUUUGUAUUGAGUUCAUUUAUAUUGUAUGAAGAAUAUACAUUUUCUUCAGGUUGUGGUUCACUGUGCUAGUUUGUACAAGAUGUUGUUUACAGAAAAUGGUUGAAAAAAACAAAAAAAAAAACAAAAACGAACCAAACAUAUGUAGUUGCCAAAUAAGAGAAUAGCACAACUGCUGUUAAAUCAUCACUUCAGAAUGUCGGAAUGUUUUAAGACAAGGCAUAAUUUCUUUCUGAAUUUUCUAAAGUACUGACAAUGGAUUCAGAAAGAUUGUUAACAUAACAUUCAUAUCCAGGUUUUAUAUUUAUGUCUUAUAUCAAAAGGAAAAAAAAACAGAUUCAAAUUAUUCAAGGAUUGAUUGUCAAAUACGCAGCUGGAAGCUACGACAUUUCUCGGAAUCUCAAACCCCAUGGCCUGUAAAUGUUGACACUUUUAAUUUCGGUGAGCUCUCAGCGUUUCGCCAUUUUGAACAGGAAUGAGGAAUUUUAAAUAGAUUUUGCUUUUGAUGGCCAAAUUUGAGCCGACUCACUGGGCAUCCUGAAGCGUCAGAAAAAUAAUAAAGCAUAACAUUCAGCGUCUAAAUCGAUUUAUUUUUCUUUCCUCUGCAAAUAAAUAAGAAUUCUUUCUCUUGCAGUAAUUUGAAAAUGGUUCAAUUUCUUCAAAACAAAAAUGAUGUGUCUCAUUCAUUUCAUUGCAGCUAAACAUUCUAGUUUAUUAUUGAUGACACAUAAAGCCAAUGUUCUUAAUUUAUCAACUCUAUUCGACUCCCACCCACAGUCAGGUUGAUGGCACAGCUGCCCAAAAUGAAAAGACAUUUCAAUUACAUCACAAUUUAGUUUUUUUAAAAAAAUAACGAUGAAGUUAAAUGUCAACCUGGACACAUUUUUAAACCCUAGAUUUUUCCUUUUCUAUCUGCUGUGGAACAAUUCAGUAAAUUGACUGACAAUUAGUCACUAAUUUAGACCACCACCCUUUUUUCCCCCUCCAAUCACUUUGGCUUGAUUCCGAUUCCUCUUUCAGCUUACUGGAGGUCAUUUGUCAAAUUGUAAGCUGUUAUUUGGGCAACUGUGAAGGACAAUGAUGACAUUUCUGUGACUGGGACACUCCCACUUUUUAAAAUUAUUUUAUUAUC